Molecule: messenger RNA, 1244 nt
Organism: Paramecium pentaurelia
Lineage: Eukaryota; Ciliophora; Oligohymenophorea; Peniculida; Parameciidae
Source: the annotation of a GenBank genome assembly
AUGAAAUAGAAGGAAAAUAAUGAAUCAGAUGAACUUCUAAUAUUAGCAUAGAAAUCUAAAUUAUUAGUACCAUAAUUUAAGAAAAACCAAUAAUAAUGUGAUUUGUAUCAAAUUACAUUAAUAUUACUUUAAGUUGUUAAAAAUAAAUGACAAAAUACUCAUGUCUUAAAUGUAAUAAAAUGUAUUGUUCAUUGGAUUGUUAUAAAACUCAUAGUGAAACAUGUACAUAGUCAUUCUAAAAGGAACAUGAGAUAUAAAAAAUGAAAUAAAUGAAGGCUUCUUUUGAUGAACAAAUUGAGAUAAAAAAAGCUCUUAAUCAAUUCUAUGAAGAAGUAAAUUAAUAAUUCAAUAAAGUCUAAAGAUUAAAAUAUUAUUCCAAUAAAUGAGGAAGAGAUAAAUGAAAGAUGGGAAGAAUUAUAAGAAUUAUAUGACUAAGGGACAUUGAAUUUAGAUUAAUUGACACUGGUUGAAUAACAUGAAUUUGCCAAAUUUAUUUAAGAAAUAGUAAUACAAGAACCUUGGAUUCCAUGGUGGGAAGUUAAUGAUGUAAAGAUUAAUCAAUAUAAAAGGGAAUAUUUUCAUUGUAUAUUGAUGUAUUAGAUUAAAAUUAAAAUUAAAAUUAAAAGAUAAAUAAAGAUAUUUAUGAAAAUACUUAUCUUGAAUUUAGAUCAACUUUAAAGUAAAAAAUAUAAACUGUAGUAUCUUUCGAUAAAUUAUGUAAAUUCUAACAUGAAGAUUUAAGAAAUCAUCUAUUUAAUAUAAUGUAAUUCUUACUUUUAUCUUAAUUUAGUGCUUCUAUAUCAAUAAUAGCAAAGGUUCUAGAUGGAGAUAUCAUUGAAUUAAAUAGAGAAUUCUAUAAUAUGUUUAUUACACUCAGCUACUCAAUGGAUGAUAAUACUUCAUUAAUUGGAAAUUUAGAUCUAUCUUAUAAAAAAUUAAAGGAAUAUGCUCAUAAAGUAGAUAAAGGAUUAAUUUUGCCAUAUAUUAAUAAAGAAGACUUAAUUAAAAUAUUCUCUGACAAAUUUUUUGUUAUUGAAAUUUUAUUUUAUGCUUAUGAUGCAAUUCAUUCAAUUGAACAUUAAGCAUAAAAUGAAGAUAAUAGUGAUUCUGUAGAAAACAAAAAUUUAAUAAAAACACUAAAUCUUAAAAAAUAAAAACUACUUUUUUAUAUUUCUUAUUCUUUAUCCAAAAAUCAUGAAUUCUAUUGGUAAAUAAGAACUUAGAUCAAAGAAUUGAAUGAGUGA